CUUAAAUUCAUCCGUAAUUGAAAUCAUGAACUAUUCAUCAGUAUUUAGUCUAUUAGCCGUGUUAAUUAUUUGUAUCACGGGAAUCAGUUGUUAUCCAAAUUUGUACUCCAGGGAUGCACUGCCUCGUAAGAUCAACUUAAUUUAACUACUGUAAAUUUUCCAUUAAUUUUCAUACUUCACUUAUCCUUACAGACGUUAACUUUCAUCUCAUCAUCGCACUCAUUUCCGGUCGUUCCAUUACAGUGGUCGAUCUAACCAUGAAUUUGUCAAAGCUGUUUCCGCCGCUGAAAUGCCAAAUCUGAAGAAGUCCGAAUCAGAAGAUUCUAAUCCUCAUAAAAAUCCACAAGGACGAAGUUUCGAUUUCAAAAUGCCUGACUUUCCUGAAAUGAAGAUGGACAUGGAUUUUCCCGAGAUGAAUUUCCCCACAAUGGAUAUGGCCGAUGCUAUGAAAAUGCCCGAUAUGUCGAUGUCAGAGACGAGUGGAAAUGCACAAAAGAAGAAAAAUAAAGGAAAGAAUGACAAAAAUCCACCUGCUAAGAAGAAUUCUAAGACGAAAAGUAAAAAGAAGCCACAGAAAAAGAAAAAUCCGAAAAACAAACCUCAGAAAAAGAAAAAUUCCAAGAAGAAGCCCGGGUCUAAAGAACCCUCGCCAAAGUCGAGCCAAAAGCCUGUCAAGUCCGUCACGAAGGAUAAAGAUGGCAACGUUUCUGUCACCGUUGUCGCGACGGGAGAUCAAGAUGCCAUUGCAUUUGCUUCCGACGGAGAUUCUGGUGACAUGGAGAAGGAAAUGGCCAAAAUGAAGGCUGACAUGGAUGCAAUGAUGAUGUUUUAG
Messenger RNA from Folsomia candida, 832 nucleotides. RefSeq names its product adipocyte enhancer-binding protein 1. NCBI's taxonomy places the organism in Eukaryota, Metazoa, Arthropoda, Collembola, Entomobryomorpha, Isotomidae. The coding region runs from base 290 to 832 and encodes 180 amino acids. The transcript has 2 exons. The record is from RefSeq and is a predicted model, not a curated record.